This is a messenger RNA of Aspergillus melleus, 974 nucleotides long. Its product is annotated as class I SAM-dependent methyltransferase. The coding region runs from base 166 to 873 and encodes 235 amino acids. Gene Ontology annotation, molecular function: methyltransferase activity. The record is from RefSeq and is a predicted model, not a curated record. The transcript has a single exon. NCBI's taxonomy places the organism in Eukaryota, Fungi, Ascomycota, Eurotiomycetes, Eurotiales, Aspergillaceae.
UCUCUAGAUAAGUACUUUGCUUCUCGCCCUUUGAUAUUUGCAGUCGAUACUCAAUUCCUCAUAAACAUUCAAAGCGUCCGGACUGAACUAGGUUCUUUGACCUCGGUCUAACGAACCAUUUUCACACCCCAUCCAACUAUUCUCUCUUCCCCUACUACCACCAAUAUGGAACGCGGCUACACCGUCGCCUACGACGGCCUCGGCCUCCGCAUCUACGAUCUCAUGGUACACUGGUGGAACGACAACUAUGUCUGGCGCUGUCCGUCCUCCUUCCUCAAUGAAUUCUUCUCCGCCAACGUCGGCCAGCGACAUCUCGAUAUCGGCGUCGGAACCGGCUACUUCCCCGCGCACCACCGUCAACGUGUGCUGCAGAAGGGCGAGUCCUGGCCCCAGCACCUCACGCUCGUGGACAUGAACACUCUCUGCCUCGAGAGAUCCGCCGCACGCGUCGGCUGUCCCGAGCGCACCACGACACUCCAGGCCGACGUGUUCGAGCCCAUUAAGUUGCCGGCCGAAGACGGCGCCGGACCCGGCACCACUGCGUCGCGGAAAUACGACUCUAUUUCACUCAUGUAUCUGCUCCAUUGCCUGCCACCGCCUUGCGCGAAAAAAGCGACUGUUUUCGCGCACCUGAAGGAGCACCUGAAGCCGGAUGGAACGCUGUUCGGGGCGACGAUUCUGGGCCAGCGCGUGGAGCAUAACUGGUUUGGGAGGAUCACGAUGGGGCUGUACAACUACAAGGGUAUCUUUGGAAACUCUGCUGAUGAUCCGGAGGUGUUCAAGAAUGAAUUGAGGAAUGAGUUUGACGAUGUCGAUGCAUGGGUUGUUGGUGCUGUGUUGGUGUUCCGGGCGAGGAAGCCGAAGUUGACUUGAUUCUCAUCUCUUCUCUGGGCUACUUGGGGUAGCCGAAUCAUGCAAGCUUGUCCUUGGUCGGAGGGAGGUUGGAGCAAGGGAGAUAAUGAGAAAGUCCUGGA